This is a messenger RNA of Hippopotamus amphibius kiboko, 2914 nucleotides long. RefSeq names its product X-linked inhibitor of apoptosis (gene XIAP). The transcript is spliced from 9 exons. The record is from RefSeq and is a predicted model, not a curated record. The coding region runs from base 305 to 1843 and encodes 512 amino acids. Gene Ontology annotation, cellular component: nucleus; cytoplasm; spindle microtubule. NCBI's taxonomy places the organism in Eukaryota, Metazoa, Chordata, Mammalia, Artiodactyla, Hippopotamidae. Gene Ontology annotation, molecular function: cysteine-type endopeptidase inhibitor activity involved in apoptotic process; ubiquitin protein ligase activity. Gene Ontology annotation, biological process: regulation of cell cycle; negative regulation of apoptotic process; positive regulation of protein ubiquitination.
GCUCCGUCAGGUUCUAGUUUCCAGCUGGGGGGGUGGGGGCAAACAGGGCUUCGCUUGUCCCGGUUACCCCCUUCCGGCCUCGGGAAGUGGCGGGACCCCGGCAGAGCCCCAGGCGGGCUCAGCGCUAAUCGAGGGCUGGAGGGGCUGGGCCCUGGCCGCCGAGAGGAGUUGGCAUUUCCAGACUGGGGCUCGGGCCGCUCCUCCUCUAGGACCCUCCCCUCAGCACCGCGCGGGCCGCUGCGGGCGAUCCAGGCCGGCUCUCGUGGCGUGUGCAUUUGAUGACUCCAACGAGGGGAAUAAAGUAAUGCUGACUAAAGAAAAGGUGGACAAGUCCUAUUUUCAAGAGAAGAUGACUUUUAACAGUUUUGAAGGAUCUAAAACUUGUGUACCUGCAGACAUCAGUAAGGAUGAAGAAUUUGUAGAAGAGUUUAAUAGAUUAAAAACUUUUGCUAAUUUUCCAAGUAGUAGUCCUGUUUCGGCAUCAACGCUAGCACGAGCUGGUUUUCUAUAUACUGGUGAAGGAGACACCGUGCGGUGCUUUAGUUGUCAUGCAGCAGUAGAUAGAUGGCAAUAUGGAGACUCAGCAGUUGGAAGACACAGGAAAGUAUCCCCAAAUUGCAGAUUUAUCAAUGGCUUUUACUUUGAAAAUAAUGCUGCUCAGCCUACAAAUCCUGGUGUCCAAAAUGGUCAGUACAAAGCUGAAAACUAUCUGGGAAACAGAAAUCAUUUUCUUUUAGAAAGACCAUCUGAGACUCAUGCAGACUAUCUUUUGAGAACUGGACAGGUUGUAGAUUUAUCAGACACCAUAUACCCAAGGAACACUGCCAUGUGUAGUGAAGAAGCUAGAUUAAGGUCAUUUCAGAACUGGCCAGACUAUGCCCACUUAACCCCAAGAGAGUUAGCGAGUGCUGGACUCUACUACACAGGUAUUGAUGAUCAAGUACAGUGCUUUUGUUGUGGUGGGAAGCUGAAAAAUUGGGAACCUUGUGAUCGUGCAUGGUCAGAACACAGGAGACACUUUCCUAAUUGCUUCUUUGUUUUGGGCCGGAAUUUUGAUACUCAAAGUGAAUCGGAUAUCGUGAGUUCUGAUAGGAAUUUCCCAAAUUCAACAAAUCCUCCAAGAAAUCCAGCCAUGGCAGAUUACGAAGCACGGAUCAUUACAUUUGGGACGUGGAUAUACUCAGUUAACAAGGAGCAGCUUGCAAGAGCUGGAUUUUAUGCUUUAGGUGAAGGUGAUAAAGUAAAGUGCUUUCACUGUGGAGGAGGGCUAACUGAUUGGAAGCCCAGUGAAGACCCUUGGGAACAGCAUGCUAAGUGGUAUCCAGGGUGUAAAUAUUUAUUAGAAGAGAAGGGACAAGAAUAUAUAAACAAUAUUCAUUUAACCCAUUCAAUUGAAGAAUCUCUGGCAAGAACUGCUGAAAAAACACCAUCAUUAGCUAAAAGAAUUGAUGAUACCAUAUUCCAAAAUCCUAUGGUACAGGAAGCUAUACGAAUGGGAUUCAGUUUCAAGGACAUUAAGAAAACGGUGAAGGAAAAAAUUCAGACAUCUGGGAGCAACUAUAAAUCACUUGAGGUUCUGGUUGCAGACCUAGUGAGUGCUCAGAAAGACAAUACACAAGAUGAAUCAAGUCAGACUUCAUUACAGAAAGAGAUUAGUACUGAAGAGCAGCUAAGGCUCCUGCAAGAGGAAAAGCUUUGCAAAAUCUGUAUGGAUAGAAAUAUUGCUGUAGUUUUUAUUCCUUGUGGACAUCUGGUCACUUGUAAACAGUGUGCUGAAGCAGUUGACAAAUGUCCCAUGUGCUACACAGUCAUUACUUUCAAGCAAAAAAUUUUUAUGUCUUAAUCUAACUACAGUAGGCGUGUUAUGUUCUUAUUACCCUGAUUGAAUGUGUGAUGUGAACCAACUUUAAGAAAUCAGCAUUGAAUUCCAUUAGCAUUUGCUACCAAGUAGAGAAAAAAAUGUAAACUAUGAUGUUAUAGUUGACAGUCUAAAAUUUGAAAUUCUGUAUUUUUCAGGAUUUUAGCUAUUCUGUCAUAUUUUUUCACUGUUAUUUAACUGAUCACAGUGUGUAUUUGUAGUACACUGACUUAGAUUUCUAAAUGUAAGUGAACUAAUCGACUGAAUUUUUUAUUCUCUUUAGAUAGGCUUAACAAAUGGACCAUUCUCUGUAAACGUAGAGAUUAAUCUCCCCAAUCACAUAAUUUGUUUUGUGUGAAAAAGGAAUGAACUGUUCCACACUGGUGGAAAGAUAGAGAUUAUUUUUAGAUGUUUGUCUUUGUGUUUUAGGAUUUUGUCCAUUUUCUUUUAAAAUUAUACACAUGUACUUGGAUGGAUGAUUUUUUAAAUGAUUUUGCCAUUGUUAAAAGAGUAUUUAAUGAUUGAAUACCAUCUAGCCUACAUGUACUGACAUGGAAAGAUGUCAAAGGUAUAUUCAGUGUAAAAUUCAAGUGGCAAAACACUAUGUAUAGAAUGAGCCAAAUGAAGAUGUGUGUGUUUUAUAUACAUAUAGAACAGAAGAUUUGGAAAGAUAGGCACCAAACUGUUAAAUGUGGUUUCUUUUGAGGAGGGUGGGGGGGGGGGGAUGGGUCCCAGAGGGGCUUUACAGGGAGGGGCCUUUCACGUUCUACUUUUUUCAUUUUGUUCUGUUUGAAUUUUUUAUAAGUAUGUAUUACUUUUGUAAUCAGAAUUUUUAGAAAAUAUUUUACUGAUUUAAAGGCUUAGGCAUGUUCAAAAGCCUGCAAAACUACUUAUUGCUCAGCUUUAGUUUUUCUAAUCCAAGAAGGCAGGGCAGUUAACCUUUUUGGUGCCAAUGUGAAAUUUAAAUGUUUAUAUGUUUUUCCUGCUUUGUGGAUGAAAAAUAUUUCUGAGUGGUAGUUUUUUGACAGGUAGACCAUGUCUUCUCUUGUUUCAAAA